Molecule: messenger RNA, 519 nt
Organism: Colletes gigas
Lineage: Eukaryota; Metazoa; Arthropoda; Insecta; Hymenoptera; Colletidae
Product: mitochondrial inner membrane protease subunit 2-like
Exons: 2
Biological process (GO): mitochondrial respiratory chain complex assembly
Cellular component (GO): membrane; mitochondrial inner membrane peptidase complex
Molecular function (GO): serine-type endopeptidase activity
Source: RefSeq, a predicted model, not a curated record
ACUUUGAACCCAAAUAGAGACAAUACUGAUUACGUUAUUCUGAACCGUUGGGCAGCUCAUAAUCAAGAUAUUAAACUUGGCGAAAUAGUAUCCCUCACGUCGCCAAAACAUCCGGAGCAAACUUUGAUUAAACGUGUUGUAGGAAUUGCCGGUGAUAUUAUACAUACGCAUGGAUAUAAGUUAGAAGUAUUGCAGGUACCGGAAGGUCAUUGUUGGGUAGAAGGAGAUAAUAUUAACCGCUCUACGGAUUCUAAUAUUUUUGGACCAGUUUCUAUCGGUUUAAUAACUGCUAAAGCUACUCAUAUAAUAUGGCCACUUAGUAGAUUGCAAUGCCUUCAUCCUUCCAUGUUAAAUCAUAGAUUCCCGUUAAAUGUAUCAAAAGCACCAGCUGGAUAAAAUUUAGUUUAACAAUGAGGGCCGUCAGUUUUGUUAAAAGACUGCAAUGGGAUUUACCUGGCACAGUAUGCAGACAUGGAUUAACGAUAGGAGAUGUUGAUAAUGACGGUGAUAAUGAAUUAG